CGUGUCCUGUUAUAAAACGUUAACAAUAACGCUUUAAGGUGUUAUUUUAACUUAAACUAUUAAAUGAACACACGAAUGUGAUGAAAUACAGUAAAAUAGGAUUAUAAUACAGUGAAAUAUGACUUUUGAAUUGUAAUACGUCCAUGUUAAACACAUUCUUUGGAGAUUUGUUCCAACUUCCAUUGAUUAAAACGUCUUUUUUUAACAGAAGGCUGUCCAUAUUGCUACUCACCAUUAUUUUCAUGGCAAAACAUCCUUGGGAAUGCCUUAUAACCAGCUAAAACUGAUUUGAGCAAUUGAACAGUGGCGCGUGCUUCCGUCUAAGAUCAGCUGACACGAGCACGCGGAAGAAGUAAAGCUUCAUACGGAGCGUAGUUUAAAAGUUUAGUUUGAAAACAUAAAGCUAACGUUUCAUUCUUAUGAGCAUAAAAACUUUUGUGCUGGUCCUCGUUAGAAGAUUCUAUCUUUCUGAACUGUCAUUUGACUGCAAUGGCAUACAACGAGUCAAUGGUUGUUGUGAAUGGAAGUCAGGUGUCCUGCAUUGGGCAUGAUUGGGAAGACAUUCCAGAUUUUCUUGGGACAGAAUAUGGAGAAUUGGCGAGGAGAUUAGAUCUCAGCUUCAACCUACUGAGGUCACUGACAGGCCUGAAAGCGUUCAGCCAACUGGAAGAGCUGAUUGUGGACAACAAUCUUCUCGGAAAUGACCUCCGGUUGCCCAGGUUACCACGGCUCCAUACCCUAACGCUCAAUAAGAACCAAUUCACCGACAUCGAGCCCCUGCUGGAGCAUUUGGUGGAAGUGACGCCAGCCCUGGAAUACCUGAGCCUUCUGGGAAAUGAGGCCUGUCCCAAUCAGCUGGUCAGCAUGGAUAAAGAUGAAGACGACUAUCAGAGAUACAGGUAUUUUGUACUACAUAAGCUGCCAAAUCUGAAGUUCCUGGACACCAGGAGAGUGACCCAGUGGGAGCGGUCAGAGGCCGAAGCACGUGGAGCUUUCAUGAAGGUGGUCAAGCCAAAAAAUGACCAAGACGCCGCCAGUGAUCCGAGGCCCGAAUCCGCCACGACGCUGUACACCCCGCUGCCACGAGGAUCCAGAGAUGCCCGAAACCACAAAGGGGUUUUCACCAAGUGCCGUUAUGUCUACUACGGCAAGCACUCAGAGGGCAAUCGAUUCAUCCGCAAUGACCAGCUUUGACUGACAGACGGGUCAGUGGAUAGACACGCGAAGAGGCUUUACAAAGAUAUCCUGCGCAUAUUAUUAUAAAUAUACAUGUUGCCACACGCAUUUUAAGCAGCCAAACACAGCCCUCUAGUGCCGUCUGCUGAGUGUGCCUUCCCUGCCACCUCCCAUCGCUCUCGCUCCGUCUGAGCAGUGCCAUCCAGAUUGACAUGAUUGCCUUUAAGCAGCCCCGCUAUGCCGCGGUGACAGACACACACGCGGCUGAGUGCUCGUCCUGACAGCCGCGGCUCCAUGAUGGAUUGCCUGGUCCAACUGCUGCUCUCCCCAGGUCAAAGGUCCCACCUGAGGCUUCAGGCUGCCCACACGGAAGCCCAGGAUGAGCUCCUCUCAAAGUCAAAGCUAAAGUUAAAGAGAAACAUCAGUCGCUUUCGUUGAAGUUUUACACUUUAUCUGUCAUUAAAAGUAAAGCUUAUUACAUGGCUUUGUAACCAUGUCAUUUUCCGUAUGUUACUGUAGGCGUAAUGUCAGUUUGAGUCACUGGAGGCUUUUGUUCCCCUACAUAAGUACAAAAAUUAAAAAAAAAGUCAAAAUGGCUAAUAAAUUUAAAGAUAAGCACAUUUCAUUUUGUUUGUUUAAAUUUAUUAGCCUUUUUUUAAGCUUUAAAAAUAAAAGGCACGUUCACCAUUGGCACGAGGGAUUAAUAACAUGUUUUGUUUGUUUGUUUGUUUGUUUUAAAUAAUAUACAGAGAAAGUGUAUUUUAAAAUUAUUAGCUGUUUUUUAAAUCUACGUUCUGUAUUAAUGAUCCAAAGCUUUAUUGAAUGUUUUCAGCAUGAGCAGCUUCGAGGCCCUCACAGGCUCUUGACUCUGGCAUGUGUAUGUUUGCGUGUUUGUGAGGUGCAUGUGCAUGUCGUGUGUGAAGUUUGUGUGUUGCGGGGGCAGUUGUUGCAGUGCCGGAGCCUGGAGGAGCUGUGAAAGAAAGAGGUAAUGAGCUUUGCUUUAUUUCAUUCUUUCUCUGGAGGGAGAGAGCAAAGAAAGACAGCAGCUCUGGCAGUGAAAAUGGAGGAGGUGGAUGUAUGUAUGUGUGAGGGGGGAGGCAACAACUUUCUCCAGUCUUUUUUGAUUGUUUCCUCUUGCGAUUUUUGGACCUACUCACGUUAUUUUAAUGAUUUCUUUUUCUUUGUAUGUUUUUUUUUUUAAAUCAAUUAAAAAAAAUCCAUAAUGGCCUUUGCUGUGUUUGGCAACAGAGUUUACUAACAGUGGGCAAAAAGUUGGGCAAAUAUUUGAAGCAUCAACUCCAUUAGGUGCAGUGAGGAUGAUGAAUGUUUUAUGUUCGUCCAAUUUAUUUUGCUGCUUCUUGUGUCACACUUUUUUUCUUUCUUUUUAAAAUAUUUCAUUCCACAUUUAAAGCUCAGUUCUUACACUGAAGUUUGUAUACAGUAAGACUAGCCAAAGAUCCUCUGCAAACAAAAUAACAAGUUUGUUUUAACCAUGUGUAUACAGCGGAAAUGUAAAAGAUUACCUGUAACCUGUUUUAAAGACGUGAC
Molecule: messenger RNA, 2724 nt
Organism: Megalobrama amblycephala (Wuchang bream)
Lineage: Eukaryota; Metazoa; Chordata; Actinopteri; Cypriniformes; Xenocyprididae
Gene: lrmda
Product: leucine rich melanocyte differentiation associated
Exons: 7
Coding region: 490-1194 (234 amino acids)
Biological process (GO): melanocyte differentiation
Molecular function (GO): protein binding
Source: RefSeq, a predicted model, not a curated record